CCCACACAACGAGCACCUGCCACCUCUUUUCCUCUUCAUACACUUUUUCACUUCGGACUUUAAGGAAGGCUUUAUGUGGAUGGAGUGGUGACAAGAGUUUUGCGCCUGGUGUAGGCUCAUUCUCGGGGUGGGUUCUGGUCUGAGCAGACGUUUUUUGACGGCAGGAAAACUUUGGUAACUCGUACAAAAGAAACGCCGAGCAGCCUCCGUCAAAUGGACAGAAACACGCCGCGUUUGGUAGUUUUAGAGUGUUUUGUACGUGGUGGGAUUUAUGGAUAGCUGCGUCCGACGCCGCGGAAUGUAACAGCUAACACAAGCGCCUCAGCCGCCGGAGUUACCUGUAGUGAAGUCUCGGAAGGUUAACUCUGCUGUCAUUUCCAUGGAGACGACCCGGGCCCUCCUCCCACUCAUCCUCCUCUUACUGAGUGUGUGCGCGCACAGUUGUCAUGGCAACCUCCGCCCGACCCCCAGAGUGUAUCUGUCUUACAAAGAGCUGCUGGAAACAAGGAGCAUCCGGCCAUUCAGCUUCUCCUUCAACACCACCGACUAUCGAAUCCUCCACAUGGACCAGGACCAGGGGCGACUCUACUUGGGCAGCUGCGAAUAUAUAGUCUCUCUGGACAUGCAGAACAUCAACAAGGAGCCACUCAUUAUCCACUGGCCUGCUACUGCCCAAAGAAAAGCGGAGUGCAAGAUGGCAGGAAAAGGAGGACAAGGAGAGUGUGCAAACUUUGUGCGCCUGAUCGAGCCAUGGAACAGGACCCAUCUGUACACAUGUGGUACUGGCGCUUACAAGCCCAUCUGCACUUUCGUUAACAGAGGCUGGAGGGCUGAGGAAUACCUCUUCCGACUGGUGCCUGGCUACGUCGACUCUGGAAAAGGGAAAUGUCCUUAUGAUCCACGCCAAGAAAAUGCUGCUGCUCUAAUUAAUGGGAACCUGUAUGCUGGGGUGCAUGUAGACUUCAUGGGCACAGACCCAGCCAUAUUCAGGACCCUAGGAGACAGACCUGCUGUCAGGACAGAGCAGUAUGACUCACGGUGGCUUAAUGAGCCUGUGUUUGUAAAAAUUCAGAAAAUUCCAGAUAGUACAGAGAAGAACGACGACAAGCUGUACUUUUUCUUUCGGGAAAAGAGUUUGGAUGCAGCAGGAGGCAGCACCCCCAGUGUGCUGGCCAGAGUGGGGAGAGUUUGUCUGAAUGAUGAUGGAGGUCAAAGGUCAUUGGUAAAUAAGUGGACAACUUUCUUGAAGGCACGUUUGGUCUGUUCUGUAAUUGGGACAGAUGGAGUCGAGACAUAUUUUGAUGAACUAAGGGACGUCUUCAUUCAGCGUACUAAUGAUGAACGUAGUCCUAUGGUGUAUGCGCUCUUCUCCACUGCUGGGUCUGUGUUUAAAGGUUCAGCAGUGUGUGUGUACUCCAUGUCUGACAUCAGAAAUGUCUUUAAUGGACCCUUUUCUCAUAAACAUGGGCACAAUUACCAGUGGACCCCUUACACUGGAAAAAUUCCUUACCCACGCCCGGGGACAUGCCCUGGAGGAACAUUCACUCCUGGAGUCCACAGCACCAAAUCCUUCUCUGAUGAAGCUGUCAACUUUGUUCGCGCUCACCCUCUAAUGUACCAUCCCAUAUACCCUACACACAAGCGCCCCCUGGUGGUGCGGACAGGAGUGGACUACCGCUUCACCACAAUCGCUGUUGACAUGGUGGAUGCUGUGGAUGGGAGAUAUGAGGUGCUCUUUCUGGGGACAGACAGAGGAACAGUUCAGAAGGUGAUUGUACUGCCGAAAGAUACAAGCACGACAGAAGAGCUCAUUCUUGAAGAGGUGGAAGUUUUUAGGACACCAGCACCAGUGAAAACUCUGAAAAUUUCCUCUAAAAGGCAACAGCUAUAUGUGUCAUCGGCACGCGGACUUACCCAGGUGUCUUUGCAUCGGUGUCCAGCUUAUGGUAAAGCUUGCUCUGACUGCUGUCUGGCCAGAGACCCUUAUUGCGCCUGGGACGGAGAGAGCUGCUCUGCUUUUACCCCUGCAACCAAAAGGAGAAGCAGGAGACAGGAUAUCAAACAUGGCGAUCCGUUACGUCAGUGCAGAGGCUUCAACUCUAAAGUAGAGAAGCGUCUGAGGGAGACAGUGCAUUUCGGGGUGGAGGGCAGCAGUGCGUUUCUGGAGUGUCAGCCCAGGUCUCCUCAGGCUACUGUAAAGUGGUUCUGUCAGAAAGAUGGCAAACGUAAAGCGCUCAAUCGUGAUAAAGAUGUCCUGAAAACAGCUCAUGGCAUCCUGCUGAAGUCACUGAGCCAAUCAGAUGCCGGCCUCUACCACUGCCUGGCCACGGAGAACAACUUCAAGCACACAGUGGCCCGUGUGGCCCUGCGCAUCCUCGACCGUGAGAUUGUGGAGGCCCUGACGGCUCCAGACGGCCCCUCAGACCCCGAGCGCAAUCACCAACACGACGAGCAGCACCGCCUGCCUCCUCCUCCUCCCCCACCUCAAACCCUGCCCCCACCUCUCCAGUUGCACCCACAGCCCGAGGUGACGCUCAUCAACCAGUAUUGCCAGUCCUACUGGAAACAGCCUACCAAGCCCAAGCGCACUAACCGCAGACAUACAGAGAAAUUAGAGCCUGAGGAGCUGCAAGUGCAGUGAUUAUGUUGAGUGAAAAUCCUCACAAAACCACUUUUUGGUUGCAUUCUGUAUAUUGUGUGAGCAGGCAGAUUCACUAUAAACUGUUUCUAAGCUAAAUGUCAUAUUCAUCCCCUGGGGCCAUGCACAAGGUCAAAGCCAAUAGACUUAUUUUAUACAUUUGGAAUUUUACACUGCAUGUUGGAUAUUGGGUAACACGCAUGGUGCUGUUCCUUCAGCUCGGUUUUGACUUUGGCUUAUCUAAAAUUACAAUUUAUGUCUACAUGUUUGCAGUGCAAUGCAUUUUGGGAUCAUUUACAUUCACAGAGCUAGCAGUUUAGCAGUUAUGCUACACCUACAUUCUACGCACUUUCCUCAUUGUUCAGUCACAUCUGCCUAUAGUAAGUGUAAGUGUUUCGAAAAAAAAAAAUGAAAAAAAAAAGAAACUGAUUCACACCAGCAUUAAGUAUAUAAGGUUAAGUCUGUUUUGUUUACCAGUGACAGUUUAAAGAGAAAAAAAAACAGUGUUCCAUAAUCACUGUAGUUGUAAUUGCUUGUAUUUAAAGCUUGUUAUGUUGAGUCAGAUAAUUGUUAAUCCUGUGUGUGGAAAAACAGCAGUGGAAGAAAAACUGUUCUGUUUGAUUCCACCGCUUUUCAAAGCACAACCAUUUGCUGAUUCAUCAAAAAAAAAAAAAAGCCUUUUGGUACAGUAUUGGGAUGUAAUCAUGACAUGCAUUAUGCUGACCAAUAUUAUUGUAAUCAAGACCAAGGGUGAAUUAUAAUCAGGCUGUGUAAAGGUAGAUAUGGUAGCUUUCCUUUUCAGUCUUUAAUAGUAAGUACUCAUGAACAAGUCUGCAUCAGACAAAUCACAGCUGCAAUUUUUGAAAAUUUCGAGUGUCGUGAUGUGUUUUAUUUAUACCGAUUAAUAUCAGACAGUGUUUAUAACAAUAUAAAAGUCACAAGUGGCAUUAUUAUCAGGUCAUUAUAAGUAAUUAAUACUCUAAAAGCUAAAAUCUACUCUAUUCUAUUAAUAGUGAGAAGACAUUAAAGAAAUUUACUAGGAUUUGAGGUGGAUGUAGGUUCUCUGUGUUUGAACAGGAAGGAUGGGAUACUUUUCAGUAUGGACCAAAAUCUGCUUCAGCCUCCUGUCAUAGAGGGAUCUGCAAUGAUUGAGAAUAUUUAGAAAAAGUCAAACAUUUUUAUGGCUGUGGUACGUUUUUGCAUAUGAAUACAAGUACAUAAUUCUAGGGGAAAAUAACAGUCUACUUGUUUAUGUCCUAUGUAAAAAAGUUGUGUGCAGGGAAUGUAAUGUGGGAGAACCAUGUAUGGUAUUUUUCUUGCAUAAUCAGAAUCAAGGUCAUAUUUUGGUGGGAAUUUUUGUAACUUAUUGUUGCAUUUUCCAGAUCAAACUCCAUAUCUGAACUUUGUAACACAAAAAUAGUCGUUCUGUAACUCCGGCACUAUUUACAUAUCAGUGGUAAAUGUUUCCUGUGGUCAGCUGUGGUCUUGUGCUUGUGUAUAAAGACAGUCCUUGUGUAUGGUUUUGUGUAUGAUUAUUACACAUGUACAUAAAAGUGGUAGGUAUUUGAUUGUUGGUCAAAUUUGAACCCCUCUCUCUCUCUCUCUCUCUCUCUCUCUCUUUCUUCUCACACAACAUAUUUAUUUUGAGAAUGUACAUAUUCAUGGCCAUUGUUCUGUUUGAUGGUGGAAUAUGAGUGGAAAUAGCAGAUUUUAUUGUGUGUACUCUCUAACAGGACCAGAAUAUACAGACUCACAAAGAUGCUUCAACGGUCUAGUCCGUUCCAUGGGCAUGGGUGUUUUUUUUUUUUUGUUGUUGUUGUUGUUUUUUUUUGUUUUGUUUUUGUUUUUUGUGUUUUUCCAAUAUAAUGAAUCCAGUGUAAGAAAGAAUGACUUUUAAUGACAUUUAACUGCGGUUCAGACUGACUUAUAGGAAAAAAUAUAAAAUGUAAACUUGUCAUUUGACUAAAAAAGUAAAGUAACUUUGAAACUGAUUUUGUAUGAAAAGUUUAUGGACAAAACACAAAAAUCCUCAUCAGUGAUAUGUAUGUAUAUUUAGGCUGGAAAGCACAGAGAUGCUGUAUGGGGACUUGCGCGAAAGUCCAAACCGUAAUAGUUUCUAUUCUUUUAAAUGUUAUUGUGGUGAAAGAAAUGGGCUUUUAUAGAAAAUGUUGUAUGCAACACAGAUGAUGUUUGUUCUUCUGUAUCUUUGCUCAAGUGGCUGCAUAGUACAAUAAUUCUCUUAUGUAUUCACUGUGUUUUUGUUAGCUUAAGUUAACGUGGUCAUUUGUAAUAAAUAAUAUUUUAUUAUGUUUAUAUUGUGAGGUUGGAAAUACUCAUAGAUGUUUUAUAAUCAUAACAAUAAACUGCUGUAUUUGUUCUUAUUUAA
Messenger RNA from Tachysurus vachellii, 5024 nucleotides. RefSeq names its product sema domain, immunoglobulin domain (Ig), short basic domain, secreted, (semaphorin) 3Gb (gene sema3gb). The record is from RefSeq and is a predicted model, not a curated record. Bases 380 to 2641 code for a protein of 753 amino acids. The transcript has 18 exons. Gene Ontology annotation, molecular function: semaphorin receptor binding; chemorepellent activity. Gene Ontology annotation, biological process: semaphorin-plexin signaling pathway; neural crest cell migration; axon guidance. NCBI's taxonomy places the organism in Eukaryota, Metazoa, Chordata, Actinopteri, Siluriformes, Bagridae.